AUGGCCAAGAUGGAGGUGAAAACGUCACUGCUGGACAAUAUGAUUGGAGUUGGAGAUAUGGUUCUUUUAGAACCUCUCGAUGAGGACACCGUCAUUGACAACCUCAAGAAGCGCUUUGACCACAAUGAGAUAUAUACAUACAUUGGAAGUGUGGUUAUAUCCGUUAACCCAUACCGGUCAUUGCCCAUUUAUUCACCAGAGAAAGUGGAAGAUUACAGGAACAGAAAUUUCUAUGAACUGAGCCCUCAUAUCUUUGCCCUGUCAGAUGAAGCAUACAGAUCCCUAAGAGAUCAAGAUAAAGACCAGUGUAUUCUGAUUACUGGGGAAAGCGGAGCAGGAAAAACAGAGGCCAGCAAGCUUGUUAUGUCCUACGUGGCAGCUGUUUGUGGAAAAGGAGCAGAAGUUAAUCAAGUCAAAGAACAGCUUUUACAGUCCAACCCAGUUCUGGAAGCGUUUGGAAAUGCCAAGACUGUAAGGAAUGACAACUCCUCUAGAUUUGGCAAAUAUAUGGAUAUUGAAUUUGAUUUUAAAGGCGAUCCACUGGGAGGAGUGAUAAGUAACUAUCUUUUAGAGAAAUCUCGAGUUGUUAAGCAGCCAAGAGGUGAAAGAAACUUCCAUGUGUUUUAUCAGCUGCUUUCUGGUGCCUCUGAAGAGCUUCUCAAUAAGCUUAAACUUGAGCGGGAUUUCAGCAGAUAUAACUACCUGAGUCUGGACUCGGCCAAAGUUAAUGGAGUGGAUGAUGCAGCAAAUUUCAGAACCGUUAGGAAUGCCAUGCAAAUCGUGGGUUUCAUGGACCAUGAAGCUGAGUCUGUGUUGGAGGUGGUGGCUGCGGUGUUGAAGCUGGGGAACAUUGAGUUCAAGCCUGAAUCGCGAGUGAAUGGCUUAGAUGAAAGCAAGAUCAAAGAUAAAAACGAGUUAAAAGAAAUUUGCGAGCUGACCGGCAUUGACCAGUCAGUUCUAGAACGAGCUUUCAGCUUCCGAACGGUCGAGGCCAAGCAAGAGAAAGUUUCAACUACACUGAAUGUGGCUCAGGCUUAUUAUGCCCGUGAUGCUCUGGCUAAAAACCUCUACAGCAGGUUGUUUUCAUGGCUGGUAAAUCGAAUCAAUGAAAGCAUUAAGGCACAAACAAAAGUGAGAAAGAAAGUCAUGGGUGUUUUGGACAUUUAUGGCUUCGAAAUUUUUGAGGACAACAGCUUUGAGCAGUUCAUUAUCAAUUACUGUAAUGAAAAGCUGCAACAAAUCUUCAUUGAGCUGACUCUUAAAGAAGAGCAAGAGGAGUAUAUACGGGAGGGCAUAGAAUGGACUCACAUUGAGUACUUCAAUAAUGCUAUCAUUUGUGACCUAAUAGAAAAUAACACAAACGGGAUCCUGGCCAUGCUGGAUGAAGAGUGCCUUAGGCCGGGCACGGUCACGGAUGAGACCUUCUUGGAAAAGCUGAACCAAGUCUGCGCUACCCACCAGCAUUUUGAGAGCAGGAUGAGCAAGUGCUCCCGGUUCCUCAAUGACACUUCCCUUCCUCACAGCUGCUUCAGGAUCCAGCACUAUGCUGGCAAGGUGCUGUACCAAGUGGAAGGAUUUGUGGACAAGAACAAUGACCUUCUCUAUCGGGACCUGUCCCAAGCCAUGUGGAAGGCCGGACACGCCCUCAUCAAAUCUUUGUUUCCCGAAGGAAACCCUGCCAAGAUCAACCUGAAAAGGCCUCCUACAGCCGGCUCACAGUUCAAAGCAUCCGUAGCCACUCUGAUGAAAAAUCUACAGACCAAGAAUCCAAACUACAUUAGGUGUAUCAAACCGAACGAUAAAAAAGCAGCACACAUCUUCAACGAGGGUCUAGUGUGUCAUCAGGUCAGGUAUCUGGGUCUUUUGGAGAACGUCCGCGUGAGAAGGGCAGGCUAUGCCUUCAGGCAGGCCUAUGAACCUUGCCUAGAAAGAUACAAAAUGCUUUGUAAACAAACAUGGCCUCACUGGAAAGGACCAGCAAGAGCUGGUGUGGAAGUUUUGUUUAAUGAAUUGGAGAUUCCUGUGGAAGAAUACUCCUUUGGUAGAUCAAAGAUAUUCAUUAGAAACCCAAGAACAUUAUUCAAAUUAGAAGACCUGAGGAAGCAACGGCUUGAGGACCUGGCCACUCUCAUUCAGAAGAUUUAUCGGGGGUGGAAAUGUCGUACACAUUUCCUGCUGAUGAGAAAAAGCCAAAUCGUGAUUGCUGCCUGGUUCAGGAGAUACGCGCAACAGAAGAGGUAUCAACAGAUAAAGAGCUCUGCCUUGGUAAUUCAGUCUUAUAUCCGGGGUUGGAAGGCCCGGAAAAUCCUGCGGGAACUGAAGCAUCAGAAGCGCUGUGAGGAAGCCGUCACCACCAUUGCAGCAUAUUGGCACGGCACCCAGGCGCGAAGGGAACUGAGCCGGCUGAAGGCGGAGGCUAGGAAUAAACAUGCUAUUGCAGUUAUUUGGGCUUACUGGCUUGGAUCUAAGGCUCGAAGGGAAUUGAAACGCUUGAAGGAGGAGGCUAGGCGUAAGCAUGCAGUUGCUGUCAUUUGGGCUUACUGGCUUGGACUGAAGGUACGCAGGGAGUACAGGAAAUUCUUCAGAGCCAAUGCCGGCAAGAAAAUUUAUGAAUUUACACUUCAGAGAAUUGUGCAAAAAUACUUCUUGGAAAUGAAAAAUAAGGUGCCUUCCUUAUCUCCGAUAGAUAAGAAUUGGCCAUCGAGACCCUACAUGUUCUUGGAUUCUACUCACAAGGAGCUAAAAAGGAUUUUCCACUUGUGGAGGUGUAAAAAAUACAGGGACCAAUUCACAGACCAACAGAAACUUAUCUAUGAAGAGAAGCUAGAAGCCAGUGAACUCUUCAAAGACAAGAAGGCUUUAUAUCCAUCUAGUGUUGGGCAGCCAUUCCAAGGACCUUACCUGGAAAUCAAUAAGAAUCCCAAGUAUAAGAAACUCAAAGAUGCCAUUGAAGAAAAGAUUAUCAUUGCUGAGAUUGUGAACAAAAUUAACCGUGCUAACGGGAAGAGUACAUCCCGUAUUUUCCUCUUAACAAAUAAUAAUCUCCUUCUUGCUGAUCAAAAGUCUGGACAGAUCAAGUCAGAGGUUCCCCUGGUGGAUGUAACCAAAGUAUCCAUGAGCUCACAAAAUGAUGGCUUCUUUGCCAUCCACCUCAAAGAGGGCUGUGAAGCAGCUAGUAAGGGAGACUUUCUCUUCAGCAGUGAUCACCUGAUUGAAAUGGCCACCAAGCUCUAUCGGACGACUCUCAGCCAAACCAAACAGAAGCUCAAUAUUGAAAUUUCUGAUGAGUUCCUGGUGCAGUUCAGGCAAGACAAAGUGUGCGUGAAGUUUAUUCAGGGCAACCAGAAAAACGGGAGUGUCCCAACAUGCAAGCGAAAAAACAACCGCCUCCUUGAAGUUGCUGUCCCUUAACUGGCGCGUCGUCUCUGCUUCCAUGGACUCGUUUCUUUGUAACAGUGCAAUUUGGUUUU
Budorcas taxicolor (takin) is the source of this 3470-nucleotide messenger RNA. RefSeq names its product myosin IB (gene MYO1B). The transcript is spliced from 30 exons. Gene Ontology annotation, biological process: vesicle transport along actin filament; actin filament organization. The coding region runs from base 1 to 3411 and encodes 1136 amino acids. Lineage: Eukaryota; Metazoa; Chordata; Mammalia; Artiodactyla; Bovidae. Gene Ontology annotation, cellular component: actin cytoskeleton; microvillus; myosin complex. The record is from RefSeq and is a predicted model, not a curated record. Gene Ontology annotation, molecular function: actin filament binding; ATP binding; microfilament motor activity.